AUGACCGGGUGUUCAAUCUCGAAAUGCUCGGCUUCUGCUCGCGAUCGUGAGGUCUUUAGAUACUAUCUCCCCUCGUCAAGUCUCCCCGAUAAGGAAGCUGGCGCCUCGAAGAGAGCUUCCAGCGAUCCGACCUUGACAGCAUUUGCACAGCUAGGAUGUCUGCGGAUCAACUGCAAGCGCGGCAUAAUCACACUUUCUUCGAAGGACACAGAAUAUGUACUUGCUGAAGCAACCCAGGAGCUAUCUCUGCAGAAAGACGAUGACGAGACGGACAACCUGUGGCAUGGCGAAGGAGCACUUCUGCCUGGGAAGCAAGGGCUAGGAGCAGAGAUCAGGAAGGUGUUCGAUGGACCAGAUUCGCCAGCUAUUUUCCUCUGCGGCGACCUCGCGGCAGACGACCGAUUCAAGGAUGCAUAUCCUGUUGUGAACCCACCACAUUUACGAGCGUUUGCAUGCGUACCCCUCGUCUCACCAUCACACAAUAUCCACGUUGGGAACUACAUUGUGGUGGAUGACAAACCGAGGGAGGGGUUGAGUGAUGCGGAGCAACAGUUUUUGGUUGAUAUGGCUUUGACGGUUAUGGAUUAUCUGGAGGCUACACGGGUGAAGCGACAACAAUACCGGGCGGAGAGGAUGAUCAAGGCGAUUGGGUUGUUUAUUGAGGGAAAGUCUACUCUGCGGGAAUGGUGGCUGGAGACCGGACAUAAGUACCAGCAUGCGGCGUUGAAGAAACGAGUUAGGGAUAGCACACCUCUCGACCGACAAGCGGAUAUCGAGUUUGGUGUCCAGGAAACGACGGAUUACUUCUCGCGGAACGGCUUAAAUGGACUGACGGACCGUAGUUAUAGAAGCGCUCUGGCGAAAUCCCCUUCGUCUGUCUCUCUAUCUACGACAGAUCACGGAGAACGAAUGCAUGUUGGUGAUGGAAGACCACCAAUACCUAGGAACGAUACCGUCCUUUCUGGGAAUCUAACACCUACUUCAGUACCACUCAGUGCGGAUGGAAGCUCACAAGCAGCGAGAAGAGAUACAUUAGCUUCCACGACCGAUACCACUCCUUCAGCUUUGGCCUCCGAAUCUCAUCAAGACCGCCACAGUUCAGUGACAACUUUUGACGAUACAAUGACGGAGCCAACUCCAGAUCCAGAGAAACACAACUCUGUUCAGUUUGACCUGCCGCCCGAGCCCACAGCGCAAGAUGAGUCAAAAGACUUACAGAAUGCUGUUCUGUCAUCUGAUGUGAAAGGGGUAUUUGCUCGAGCCAGUAAUCUAAUCCGAGAAGCCAUUGGAGUCGAAGGAGUCAUUUACUAUGAUGCAAGUGUAGGUUCCUUCGGCGGUAGUUCCAAUAAGGAAGUCAUGAACGAGAAGGCACCAGGAGCCUUCAGCUCAGACCAAUUGAUUGACAACAUGGUCACGACAAGCGAAGACGACUAUGGCCGACAAUCCUCUGGCACAGACGCGGAGCACAAACUCGAUAACCCAGCACCCGAUGCAUCAUCAGAUAAAUUCUGCAAUAUCCUUGGCUUCAGUACACGUCGAAGGUCGAGCUUAAAGGGGCACGAUGCUUUUGAAGAGCGAAAGCGUUUACCGGAGACUGUAUUGAGGAAAUUACUGAAGAGAUAUCCGCAUGGCAAGGUUUUCAACUUUGAUGAGGAUGGCACUUAUUCUUCGAGCGAAUCGGAUCAUACUCCGGCUGAUAACGUGAAGGAUGCGCAAGGGAAACCUGAGAGGAAGCAGUUGUCGGAUAACGCGAAACGGAGGAACCGGAGUUCGAAGGAGUCAGAAGCUGCUGCGAUUUUAAAGGUUCUUCCUGGAGCGAGGAGUGUCUUUUGGUUUCCUCUUUGGGAUGCGUCUCGCGAACGGUGGUUUAGUGGAUCAUUUGUUUGGUCUUCCAGCUCUACCCGUACCCUGUGCCCGGUUGAGGAUAUCACUUACCUCGCUGCUUUUGGCAACAGCACUAUGGCUGAGAUUGCCAGACUCUCAGCCCAGGUUCUAUCGAAAAUGAAGACAGACUUCAUUUCUAGCAUUUCUCACGAGCUGCGAUCUCCACUUCAUGGCGUUUUGGCCAGCGUGGAGUUUCUCCAGGAGACUCAAAUGUCAGAAAUACAAUCCGAUAUGGUCAGCAAUAUUCAUGCUUCCGGAAAGGUACUUCUGGAUACUAUCAAUCAUGUUCUGGACUUCUCGAAAGUCAAUCGGAAGACGAAGAACAAGAAGAGGAUGCCGAAGAGAAAGCCGAAGAAGUUUGGCAGACGGGAAAGUGUCGACGAAGGAGGAGAAGAGAAGGCCGAUAUUUGCAUAUUGUCCGAAGAGGUUAUCGAGAGUAUCUAUGCUGGCCAGAGUGUCAGCAAGAAAGCCUUGGGAUUAGCUGGACAUCGUCGACAUGCAUCUGUAGGCAAUUCGGAAUCUCCUGUCACUGUCAUUGUGGACAUUCAGUGGCGACCUAAUUGGACAUUCGAAAUCGACGCUGGAGCUUGGAGAAGGAUUAUUAUGAAUCUCUUCAGUAAUGCGAUGAAGUACACCAAAGCUGGGUUUGUCAAUAUCGCCAUUGAGAUCGAAGAGGAUGUAGCGUCUUACAGCAGAAGAUCAAGAGCGAACAUUGUUCUGAAGGUUAAAGAUUCCGGAAAGGGCAUUUCGCAAGAAUUCUUGAAGCACCAACUUUACAAACCUUUCACCCAGGAAGACACUCUCGCAACCGGAGCGGGUCUUGGAUUGAGUAUUGUCAAAGCAAUCAUACAGGAUUUAGGAGGUAGGAUCGAAUUUCAGAGCGAACCUGGAUGUGGCACAGAGGCUACUGUUCGUAUCCCGCUCACGGAACGAUUGCCGAAACCCGACAGUCUGAAGAUUGUGAAUGAGGUCAAGGAGCAUGUUCAAGGAUACAAAUUCCGACUGGAGUGUUUUGACCGGUACCCGGACAUCGCGGAAACUCCUACUGGCAUUCUCUCGGCUGAAUUCGAGGCUGCGAUGAUGUUAAAGUCGACAGUGCAAGAUACACUGGUUGACUGGUUUGGCAUGGAAGAUGCAAGCACAGCGUCAGAAGCUCAUGUUGCAGAUGUGGUUGUCGUUAUGGAAUCUGGAAUGGGCGACAAAUCACUGGAUGAGAUAUUGCAAGCACAUUACGACGCUUAUCCGAAAAAGGAGGGGAAGUCAGUUGCUGUUGUUCUUACAAGCUCUUACCAUUCUGGACCAAAGAUUGAUUCUCAUAACCAUUUCCGGAUCUUCUAUCUACAGCAACCAUCUGGACCACAUAAGAUUGGAAAAAUUCUUCACCAAGCAUUCUGUAUGAUGUCAAACGGCAUGCCUCACGAGACGUCAAUCAUGUCACCUACAGAAAGCGAGCCCGUAACACCCAUCGUCGCUCCUGCACCCGAAUUCCCUAUCAGUCCGCCUACAUCCGCAACAUUAGACUUUGCUCAUCGUGCUCCUCUCAAGGAAGUACAGAUCCAAGUCAACGAGAAUGCGGCUGUAGAAUCGAACUCUCCUUUGCAGGUGAAGUCGUCAGAACAAGAAAACACAAAAGUGCCGCCAACAAACGGGGAGACUCCUGAGACUGACAAGGGUCUUCGAGUCCUUUUAGUGGAAGACAAUGAGAUCAAUCUCAAGCUUCUCAUUGCCACAAUGCGGAAGCUAAAACUUGAUCAUGCAACAGCUGUUAAUGGACUUGAAGCAUUCAACUCGUAUAAAGAAUGCGAUGGCAAAUUCGAUGUUAUAUUCAUGGAUAUUUCCAUGCCCGUGAUGUCUGGCAUCGAAUCCACGCGGCACAUUCGACGAUUCGAGAAGGAGAAUGGUCUACAACCUGUUGCACUGAUUGCGCUUACUGGUGCGGCGAACCCGAGCACCAGACAAGAGGCGUUUAGUAGUGGUGUUGAUUUAUUUUUGACGAAGCCUGUGCCAAUGAAGGCUUUGAGGGGAAUGUUAGAUGAUUUGAGGAGGGAGGGGAGGGGUGUUUUUACUGGUAUGUGA
This is a messenger RNA of Cadophora gregata, 3960 nucleotides long. RefSeq lists its product as uncharacterized. The coding region runs from base 1 to 3960 and encodes 1319 amino acids. The transcript is spliced from 5 exons. Lineage: Eukaryota; Fungi; Ascomycota; Leotiomycetes; Helotiales; Ploettnerulaceae. Gene Ontology annotation, molecular function: histidine phosphotransfer kinase activity; phosphorelay sensor kinase activity. The record is from RefSeq and is a predicted model, not a curated record. Gene Ontology annotation, biological process: phosphorelay signal transduction system; protein autophosphorylation.